AUGUUUCACAAGAACGGAUACGUUGAGGAAGCAAAAAGACAUAACACGGCUAUGGAGGCCCUUACAGCUGAAAGAGAGAAGUACCUUUUAGAGAUCACUAAUAGGAGGAACAAACUAGCCCAGCUGAAGGCGGAACAGGCUGACGCAGAUAGGGAUAUAAAGUCAACGAAUCAGUCAUUGGAGCUAGUCAGGAGAAUCAAUGAGUUAACACGUAAGUCCCCACCAAGGAAGACGCAACUAGGUAAUCAGUACAAACCUAGCUCAGAUAUGGAAGAAUACAUGGCACUCUUUGGUUUACUUGCAGGAGGAGCAAUAGGGGGGAUCACCUACCUGUUACUCUAG
Messenger RNA from Paramuricea clavata, 342 nucleotides. NCBI's taxonomy places the organism in Eukaryota, Metazoa, Cnidaria, Anthozoa, Malacalcyonacea, Plexauridae. The record is from the annotation of a GenBank genome assembly.